AUGACAAGGAGAAUUGUACGCACUGGCAUCCAGCUGGGCGUGAUCCUUACAGUUGUACUGUUUCUCGUCCUCUUCCUCGACAAUCAAUACCGAGUCCUUCCUAUCUCCAUACACAAUCAUCUUCCCGCACAUCAUCCAGGCUUUGUGGUCACAGACGUGACAGUCGUGACAUGUUCCUCGUUGAACCCUUUCAGCCGGUGUACCAAGGAUGGAGAGUACUGGCAUCGAAUCAACAAGGACCUAUAUCUAGGAAAAGGCCUCGUGACAAAGGCCUACCUCAUUGUCGAGAGGAAACGCGAGGAUGAUUUAUCGGCGCACGAGGAAGUCGUCCACGACAUCAAGAUCGGUCGCAUACAGCCUUCCGCCAUGGAUCCUCUUUCUAGUGACGAAAGGUGGGAAUCGCGGCCGACAGGAAUAUGGAUCAAAAAGUCCGCCAAAAGGACCGACGAAAGCAAGAUAGUCACCGGCGUUGAUGUCCUCUUCGGCGCAGACGCAGUUGAUCCACGUUCAAACUGGCGGGUCCAAGAUAUAUCACUGUUCGUUGACGGCGGGCAAGACACUCCUGAGCCACGACUCACUAUCCGCAAGGGACCGGCCCUGAAAGUUGAGAAGCCUAUUCCUCGAAUUCGAAAAGACGGCAAGUUCAAGAUAAUGCAGGCAGCAGACCUGCAUCUCUCGACUGGUCUAGGUAAAUGUCGAGACGCCCUGCCCGCUGGAAAGCCUUGCGACGCCGACCCACGAACCCUAGAAUUUAUCGAGCGCCUGAUCGAAGACGAGAAACCAGACUUUGUCAUCCUCUCAGGCGACCAGGUCAACGGCGAUACGGCCCCAGACUCGCAGAGCGCCAUCUACAAAUACUCGGAAGUAUUUGCCCGCCACAAGAUACCCUACGCAGGCAUAUUUGGCAACCACGAUGACGAAGGCAACCUCGAUCGAGCACAGAGCAUGGCUAUCAUGGACGGUCUGCCCUAUUCUAUGUCGACCGCCGGGCCCGAGGACGUCGAAGGCGUAGGAAACUACGUCGUCGAAAUUUUGGGGAGGGGCUCGACCUCUCACUCCGCCCUGACUAUUUACAUGUUGGACACGCACUCGUACUCGCCUGACGAGCACAAGUACAGAGGGUACGACUGGCUCAAACAGUCGCAAAUCGACUGGUUCAAGAGCACGUCCCAAUCCCUGAAAAGAAAACAUAAGGAAUAUACACAUAUACACAUGGACCUUGCGUUCAUACACAUACCGCUGCCCGAGUACAGAAACCCAGACCAAUUGCAGUGGGUGGGAAACUGGACGGAACCGCCUACGGCGCCAGGCUUCAACACGAAUUUUAAAGGUGCGCUGGUCGAAGAGGGUGUGGUCAUGGUCUCGUGCGGUCACGACCAUGUCAAUGAUUACUGUCUGCCCGCUUUGGACCAGAGUAAGAAGAAGCCUGCGCUGUGGAUGUGUUACGGCGGUGGAGCCGGCUUUGGCGGUUACGGUGGCUAUUAUGGCUACCACCGCCGUGUCCGGUUCUUCGACUUUGACAUGAACGAAGCGAGGAUAUCGACUUGGAAGAGGAUGGAGUGGGGAAAUACGGAGGCCCGCAUUGAUGAGCAGAUCAUCGUGGAUGGAGGCAACGUUGUGGUCAAUAUGUGA
Messenger RNA from Exophiala viscosa, 1632 nucleotides. Its product is annotated as phosphoesterase. The record is from RefSeq and is a predicted model, not a curated record. Gene Ontology annotation, cellular component: cytoplasm. The transcript has 2 exons. Gene Ontology annotation, molecular function: phosphoprotein phosphatase activity. The coding region runs from base 1 to 1632 and encodes 543 amino acids. NCBI's taxonomy places the organism in Eukaryota, Fungi, Ascomycota, Eurotiomycetes, Chaetothyriales, Herpotrichiellaceae.